Lepus europaeus (European hare) is the source of this 1679-nucleotide messenger RNA. It is a transcript of the gene PLPP7, whose product is annotated as phospholipid phosphatase 7 (inactive). Gene Ontology annotation, cellular component: nuclear envelope. The transcript is spliced from 2 exons. Bases 223 to 1038 code for a protein of 271 amino acids. NCBI's taxonomy places the organism in Eukaryota, Metazoa, Chordata, Mammalia, Lagomorpha, Leporidae. Gene Ontology annotation, molecular function: sphingosine-1-phosphate phosphatase activity. The record is from RefSeq and is a predicted model, not a curated record.
CUCCAUUGGCGCGGACCCUGCGCGGGUGGGCUGGAUUGGCUGCCCCGCUGGCCCUGACGUCCGCCGAGCCUGGUGGCCGCCGGAGGUAAACAGCCAUGUGCAAGCCUGCGCUCUAUAUUUAACAGCUGCUGCCGCCGGGGAGGCAGGGCAGCAGGCGGCGCGGGCAGCUCCCGUCCUCGGAGCCCGGCUGGCCCCGGCCUGCUCAGCCUGGGCCAGGUCACCAUGCCGGCUUCCCAGAGCCGGGCCCGUGCCCGGGACCGCAGCAACGUGCUCAACAGGGCCGAGUUCCUGUCCCUGAACCAGCCCCCCAAGGGGGCCCCGGAGCCCCGCUGCUCGGGCAGGAAGCCCUCGGGGCCCUCGGCGCAGCCCCCACCAGCCGGCGACAGUGGCCGCGAGCGGCGCCAGUCACAGCAGCUCCCCGAGGAGGACUGUAUGCAGCUGAACCCCUCCUUCAGGGGCAUCGCCCUCAACUCGCUGCUGGCCAUCGACAUCUGCAUGUCCAAGCGGCUGGGCGUGUGCGCCGGCCGGGCCGCGUCCUGGGCCAGCGCCCGCUCCAUGGUCAAGCUCAUCGGCAUCACAGGCCACGGCAUCCCCUGGAUCGGGGGGACCAUCCUGUGCUUGGUGAAGAGCAGCACGCUGGCCGGCCAGGAGGUGCUCAUGAACCUGCUCCUGGCGCUGCUCCUGGAUAUCAUGACGGUGGCCGGCGUGCAGAAGCUCAUCAAGAGGCGCGGGCCGUACGAGACGAGCCCCAGCCUGCUGGACUACCUCACCAUGGACGUCUACGCCUUCCCCGCCGGCCACGCCAGCCGCGCGGCCAUGGUGUCCAAGUUCUUCCUCAGCCACCUGGUGCUGGCCGUGCCGCUGCGCGUGUUGCUAGUGCUCUGGGCCUUCUGCGUGGGCCUGUCGCGCAUCAUGAUCGGCCGGCACCACGUCACCGACGUCAUCUCGGGCUUCAUCAUCGGCUACUUCCACUUCCGCCUGGUGGAGCUGGUCUGGAUGUCCUCCAACACCUGCCAGAUGCUCAUCUCGGCCUGGUGAGGCCGCGGCCGCCGCGGCACAGGGGCGGGAGCAAGGCAGGCGCUCUCCCCCUCCAGCCCCGACGCACCUGCCCCUUCCUGGCGGGAGGCCCCCUGCCUAGAGACUGGCACGCCUCUGCAGGUGCCCGGGGCCCAUCGCAGGCCCAACCCGCUUAGCUCCUGCUCCAGAGUCGGCAGGUGAGAGCCGAGGUGGCUCCAGGGGCCCGGUGUCGUCUUGUCCUCCCCAGCCCACGCCCGUCACGGCUGUCACUCCCGCCAGGGGCCCUGUGGCCGCAAGGCUCUGCUGCAGAGCCAUGUGUGACCCCGAGUUUCUUAAACGUACCCCACCACUGCACCCUUUCCCAGAGGAGCAGCUAUUAACCCCUCCCCCCCAGGAACUGCCGCUCCCUUGAGUGUAUGUUGGGAGCUGCUGCCUGGGAAAGCUGAAGGGCCUGGGGCAUGAGCUGGCCUCUCCCAUUGCCAGGCCCAGAGCCUGGGGAGACCAGGUGCCCGUGCCACGGCCCCCGGAAAGCACCCGGCCACAGCCCGUGGGCAUCGGCGCAGCUUUGGCCCCCAGGGGCCGGACUCCGUGUGACCUAAUAGGUCGUUUCCAAGACAACCGUCAUGGAUGUGCGUUUCACGUGACAAUACAGACAAUAUGCA